Molecule: messenger RNA, 1398 nt
Organism: Melitaea cinxia (Glanville fritillary)
Lineage: Eukaryota; Metazoa; Arthropoda; Insecta; Lepidoptera; Nymphalidae
Product: CD63 antigen-like
Exons: 6
Coding region: 127-846 (239 amino acids)
Cellular component (GO): membrane
Source: RefSeq, a predicted model, not a curated record
CUGGUAACAUUGGCAAUUGAUAAAAUCGUAUCGUGGUAGUGGUGUGUCUUAUCGUUUGUUUCAACAAAAAUAAUAAAUUUGGCGGUAAACUUUUAUAAUUAGAGCAGAGGAUAAAGUGAUUUCAAAAUGGCUAUCGGAACGGGAAUGUCGUGUGUGAAAUACCUGUUGUUUAUUUUCAAUCUUUUAUUUGCCAUAACAGGAUUGAUAAUCCUGAUUGUGGGUGCAAAAUCAGAGAUCAAUGCACACCCAUACGUCAGUCUAACGGAUGAGAGUUUCUACACAUCGGCUCCGGUAAUUCUGAUCAUCGUUGGCCUGAUUGUGUUUGUUGUCGCCUUCUUCGGAUGCUGCGGUGCCGUCAAGGAAAAUCAUUGCAUGAUUGUCACGUUUUCAGUGUUCCUUCUGAUGAUAUUCAUCGCGGAGCUGGCGGUCGGUAUCGCGGGCUACGUGAAGCAUACAGAUCUCGAAAACUCUAUUGUGCGUACUCUUAACGAGUCGAUCAAGCACUACACCACGGACCCAGAAAUCCAGAAGAACUACGACAUCAUCCAGACUGACCUCCAAUGCUGCGGUAUCUACGGUGUUAACGACUGGGCAGCCAAUGGCGAGCCAAUCCCUACCACUUGUUGUGCGGGUCGCGAAAUCCUCGACAACAAGCCCACUAAUUGCACCGUGGACUCACCCAGCAUCCACAAAAAUGGCUGCCUCGACCUCAUUCUCAGCCAUAUGAAGGAACUAGCUCUCGUACUAGGUGGAGUUGGUAUUGGAAUUGCUUUUGUGCAGUUGCUCGGAGUGAUAUUCGCCUGCUGUCUCGCUCGCUCUAUUCGCAGUCAGUACGAGACCGUCUAAAACCUUCAAAUUUCGUCUGUUUCAUAGCCGUUACAUAAUAGUAUAUUAUAUAUAAAUUGAUCUGUAUAUCUCUUGUGAUUAAGUGAAAGUCGGAUAUCGUCAUAUUUUGUUACUUUUUUAUAGGUUUAAUUUUAUAAUUAUUUUUUAUGUAACAUCACAUAUGUACUUCAAUAUGUACCGUGACUUACAUUAUAUCAUUCUUGUCGUCAGUUUAAAAGCGUGAAGGAGGCACAAACACACACUAUGUGCUCAGGAUAGAAGACUGAUUUUCGAAUAGUAAAGUUUCAAACGCCAAAUCAAUUUCAUCACAUGCUCUUUUCGUAUACUUAUUAAAAAUUUUGAAUCUUAAGAUUUAGAAUUUAGAAAUUGUAUUUUUACUAUUUCUUCUUCUUCUACGUAGAAUGAUGCACGUUUGUAUUGGCGUUCUAUGAUAUGCAAAAUAUGUAUGGGGUUGUCGUGUAUUAUUUUGCAUUUCAUGAAUCUAUUUGUGAAGCAAAGCAUAUAUUAAAAGUGUUUCUUAGUAUUUAUAAAUAAAUCAGUAUAUAGUGGUAA